UACAACCACGACGGUUUUGACAAACCUUUUUGCCCACGAUUUUCACGGCGCUCGGGAGGGCAUAUACCAUAGGGCACUCACACUGCGCACAAUUCGUCACGAGGCACCAGUUAAGCUUACCGCUAGGAGAGGGACGCCUGGACGACUGACAGACGAGCGAUACAGAAUGGCAUCAGGAAGGAAAUCGAUGGGUUUCGUGGUUUCCUUUUUUUCCUGGAUAUGUUGGAAUUCCUUCCGGAUGAUGCGCUUUGAUUCUACCAUUGCCCCAGGAAAUCAAUCUUCUCACGUUGAUAAGAUGCAUUUCGACACAACCUCUCUCUGGGAGUCGAGUAAUGGCGCAUCCCGCAACAUAAGCCAAAGCAGGAUCCUUCCCAAAAACAUCGCGUUGUUCUCAUGUCAGCGGCGCACGCUUGAUUGGACCUCUUGCAUGGACGGUAACCCAUUCCAAACGUGACAUUCUUAAUCAGAGUCCGCGUCCGAGGUCCAGUCACAUAAUCCCUCUUGUUCUCUGACCACCAGGACCGCCGCGAUAUGCACCGGUGCCUCUCGAUUCUCGAAAUCGUCGAGCUGAUAUGCGCGCACUUCCGGCCGACGAACGAGCACCUCCCCACCCUCGACGCCGCCAACACCAGUGCACUCGCGGCGCUGGCUCAAACGUGCCGCUUCUUCGUCAACCCUACUCUGGACGCGCUGUGGGUGAAGCAGAUCGCGCUGACCCCGCUCCUGUCGUGUCUCCCGGGUGACUGUUUUGCGAUGGAUCUGGACGAGGCGGGUGUGUCGCACGCACGCUGGGCCCGGCCCAUAUUUGCUAGCGACUGGAGCCGCUUGGAGGCCUACGCAGCCCGGGUUCGUGUGCUCUACGUCAACGAGAGCUCGGAUCCCGCCUUGUCCGUCGCUGGCGCCCACUUCUUCAACCAACUCGCUGCGGGUGUACCUUCAGGCGGCUUGUUCCCGAAACUGCGCGUUCUGCACUCGCGGGAGUACCCACAUGCAGCUGCCUGUCUCGGGAUGCUCCUGGCACCGACGCUGCGGACGCUGUUCGUGGGCAUUCAGACGGAGCGGCAAGAGGACAAACUUCUGAUGACCCAUCUCUCCGCCGUGCCCUCUAUCGCGCCGCAGCUCGCCUUCCUCCAGGUUUACACCAAUGGAAGGAUAUUCCCGCGGCCUCCGCAUAUCGACGCAGCCGUGUCGUCCGUCCUCCGCCGCAUGGACAGCCUGGAGAAGGUCAUCAUGGGCUGCCCCGACAUCGCGUCGCUGCAGCACAUCGGCCGACUCGACUCGCUGCGGACCCUCUCCGUUGUCGACCUGCCCGUCGAGUUUCAGGCGGUAAAGAAAUCGAGAGGCGCCAAGUUCUUUCCCCGCCUACUCGAGCUCGUGAUCCGCCGGGGGGACAUCCUCACGGCGCUCGCCUUCCUGCGGCUGUCCACACACGCGCCGUACCAGCGCGUGUCCAUCACCACCGCCGGUGUCGUCUCGAAUCCCGAGCUCGAGCGGCUGUUCGCCGCCGUCGCCAGCGCCUGCCACCCCACCUCCCUGCGUACGCUCGUCCUCCACGCCGCCGGCAGCGGGGGCCCGGCGCGGGUCGGUGCGCCCGCCAUCCGCCCGCUGCUCGCGUUCAGGAACCUGGCACACGUCGAGCUCCUGUCUAGCGCGGGCUGGGCGCUGGACAACGACGAUGUGCGGGAGCUUUCCCGGGCGUGGCCGCUGCUGCAUACACUGUCGCUCGCGACCACCGCCAUGCCCGGCGGCGCGGCGCCCAGCCUGGCGUCCCUCGAGCACCUCGCCGCACAAUGCCCGCACCUUGCGAGCCUGCAGAUCACCGUCUACGCGACUGCGGCGGUGCCGGAUGUCCUGCCCUCUGCGAAACGCGUCCGCCAAACGCGCCUGGCGGCGCUCCAUGUGCAGAACUCGGACAUCGCGGACGCGCUUGCCGUGGCGCGUUACCUGUCCCGGCUGUUCCCCGCGCUGCAGGACAUCAAGACGCACCGGGACGGCAAGGACAACAGCGUCAGGGACAAUCCCAACCAGCUCACGCGACACAUGAUCACGCAGCAUUGGCGGUGGAAGGAUGUAGAGCGGAUGCUCCCGCAUUUCGCGGCGACUCGGAGGGAGGAGAGUCAGUAUGCGAUGGAGUGACUCUAGACGUGCGAUUAGAGUUGUAUGUUCAAGUGUAUGUACAUGUAAUUGUCAUUGCCUCUCGAGGCUAGAGAUAUAAACGACUGGAAUACAUACAGUAUCACGCCAAUAAUCUCAAGUACAUGAUGUCCAUAGCAGGUUUCAGAUGUUUUCAAAGAUCAAUCGAGCUCCUUCAUCAACUCCGGAUGGUAGCUGCUCGCCUGGACCGGGCUCGGGGAUAGGCGCCGCUGAGGACAGCGCGCUGAGCCCGACGACGAGACCGAGCGACGGACGGUUCGCGGUGGCUGGUGGUGGUGGCAAGCAGUCGGUCGUACUUGUGGUGCAGAAGGACGGGGGCCCGGUAUGACUGUCUGUGUGGCACGGUGUGGGUGUGUAUGCGGCUAACAUAUUGGAGGAUUGAAAGGGCUCUGCAAGCCUACUCAGCUACGAAACAGUCAGUAAUAAUUUCAGUGGUUGCGACAUGAUCGUGAGUGAGUGAGAUCAAGGGGGCCGCUGAUUGGGUUGAUCAGACCGUGGGGCUCUCCAUGACGCAGUUGCACAUGAGUGAAAUAUCUUCCUACAUUUAAGUACACCACCCCAUUUCUUCUAGGCCUCGAUCAUCUCAAUCCAGAACCAUGAAGCUUGACGUACUCGCUCUUUCAGACGAGAUGGGAGGCAUUUUCGUACGACUCGCAUCGAGCCACCUAGAACCGCCUGCUUCAAAAUGGGGACAAGGCCCCAGACUUCUCUAUGCUUGCCGAAUGUCACGGAAGGCUAGCGCUUGCAUCAGCCCC
Messenger RNA from Mycena citricolor, 2909 nucleotides. The record is from the annotation of a GenBank genome assembly. Lineage: Eukaryota; Fungi; Basidiomycota; Agaricomycetes; Agaricales; Mycenaceae.